AUGGUUGGAGGCGCAGUCGCUGUAAAUGGGGCCGACACGGCCAUGUCACGGCUCAUUGACCCCAACCGGAAAUGGUACAACAACAAGCGACUGUUGGCCCUUAACGGCUGGAUUGUCCUACUCCUCAUCACAUCUUCGACAAAUGGUUACGACGGGAGUAUGAUGAACGGGCUUCAGUCGCUACCACAAUGGGCGAAUUACUUCGGUAAUCCCACCGGCGGCAAGCUGGGUUUAUUAAACGCCAUCCAGAAUAUCGGCUCUCUAGCUGGCUACCCCUUCGCCCCCUAUGUGUCAGACGGCAUAGGUCGACGAGGCGCCAUCUUCCUGGGCGCUGCCAUAAUGUGCAUAGCAGUGGCAAUCCAAACCGCUGCCUAUUCCGUCGGAAUGUUCAUCGGCGCUCGUUUCAUGAUCGGCUUCGGCCUUACUUUUGCUGCGAAUGCGGCACCGAUGCUCGUGUCCGAGGUGUCCUAUCCUACAUACCGCGCGCCUCUCACCUCCCUAUAUAACUCGUUAUGGUACUCCGGCGCUAUUAUUGCCGCUUGGUCCACCUAUGGUACCUUCAAGAUUCCAAGUACAUGGGCAUGGCGUCUCCCGUCUCUAUUGCAGGGCAUCCCUUCCAUUCUGCAGGUCUUCCUCAUCUGGUUCGUCCCCGAGUCGCCGCGUUGGCUCGUGAGCAAAGGAAAAGAUGCCCAGGCCUUGCAAACGCUCGCCUACUACCACGCCGACGGCAAUGACCAGGACCCGCUUGUCCAAUACGAAUACGAGGAGAUCCGCGCCGCGAUCGAGUUCGACCGCACCGUCGCCGCCAACGUCGGCUGGAAAUCCUUCCUGACGACGCCGGGCAACAGGAAGCGCGUACGCAUCAUCGUCGCGAUCGCCUUCUUCUCGCAGUGGUCUGGCAACGGGCUCGUCUCGUACUACCUCAACAAGGUCUUCGACACGAUCGGCAUCACGGACCCGACGACGCAGCUCCUCAUCAACGGGAUCCUGCAGAUCUGGAACCUGUUCUGGGCGUGCGGCGCGAGCUUCAUGGUCGACCGUGCGGGGCGCCGCAUGCUCUUCUUGACGAGCGCGGGCGGGAUGCUGCUGUUCUGGACGGUGCAGACGAUUUGCGUUGCGCUGUUCGCGGAACACCGUAGUCCGGACGCAGCGCAUUCGGUUAUUGCGUUCAUCUUCUUGUAUUAUGCUGUUUACGACCUUGCAUUCACGCCUCUCAUUGUAUCAUACACCGUCGAAAUUCUGCCGUUCGCCCUGCGCGCGAAGGGCUUCAACAUCUUCAACUUUACGAUAUCCUGCGCCCUAAUCUUCAACCAAUACAUUAACCCCAUCGCCCUGGAUGCCCUCCAGUGGAAAUAUUAUAUCGUGUACGUCUGCUGGAUCGCCUUCGAAUUCGUCUUCCUAUACUUCUUCGUGGUGGAGACGAAGAACCUCACGCUCGAAGAGACGGCGGCGCUGUUCGACGGCGCGGAGGCCGCCGCGGAGGUGGCGCACGCGGGUGCUACAGAAGUACGUGAAGACGCUUCUGAGAAGGGAUCACACGGCGGAUACAGCCCCCAGGCCGAGCUCAAGGCAUGAUUCGCAUACACGAACGCUAUUCCUUCCCCAAGUGUAAAUGUACCCCAUCCACGUUUUUCUUUCUCCUUGGAUGCUCAUAUCUUUCACGAGCGCGGGUGUUGGUGCUGGGGUUUAUGAUAAAAUAUAUAUCGUAUCUAUACCGCGAGGAGUCCGGCGUGGGUGGACGAGGACAGCCAUUAAUGAUGACCAUUUGUAUUAUUUCCACACGAACCUGCGCUUGUGUAUGAUAAUUAUUUGAUUCAGUUA
Molecule: messenger RNA, 1821 nt
Organism: Gloeophyllum trabeum ATCC 11539
Lineage: Eukaryota; Fungi; Basidiomycota; Agaricomycetes; Gloeophyllales; Gloeophyllaceae
Product: hexose transporter
Exons: 10
Coding region: 1-1575 (524 amino acids)
Biological process (GO): carbohydrate transport; transmembrane transport
Cellular component (GO): membrane
Molecular function (GO): carbohydrate:proton symporter activity
Source: RefSeq, a predicted model, not a curated record